Labeo rohita (rohu) is the source of this 1726-nucleotide messenger RNA. It is a transcript of the gene susd3, whose product is annotated as sushi domain-containing protein 3. Lineage: Eukaryota; Metazoa; Chordata; Actinopteri; Cypriniformes; Cyprinidae. The record is from RefSeq and is a predicted model, not a curated record. Gene Ontology annotation, cellular component: plasma membrane. The transcript is spliced from 5 exons. The coding region runs from base 104 to 922 and encodes 272 amino acids.
CGCAGGUUCUCUGGUUCGCUGAGAGGAGAAGAGGCAGACAGAAGUGAAACUGUGCUACACUGCAACAGUUUGAAUGAUUUUCAUCAGUGCAUCUGAAUAAGUGAUGGGGGACCAGAGCGGUGUUCACAACCAGACAGGUCAGUGCGUUCCACUGCAAACUCCUGUCGUCGGGACUCUGAAGCUGGUGUCCGGUAAUGGGACGAGCGUGGGCACCGUGAUGAGCCUCCAGUGCCCGUCCAGACACCGUGUGGUCAGUGGCAGUCAGAUGUCCUGCGUGUGGAGCAGUAAUAAGACACACUGGAGUGGCGGGACACCAGAGUGUAAACCUUUGUCACGAUUCGACGAUGCCGGCUUUCGUUUAGCUCUUCUCAUGUCCUUCAUCAGCUCAGCCAUCAUUCUCGUCAUGAGUAUCAUCUUCAUCACUUCCUGUCUCGUGAGACAUGUGAAACGAGAGGAGAGGAGAAAGAUGGAGAGGGCGAGAAAAACUGGAGCGUCAGAGUUUUGGCAACAAAUUGACGUCGAGGGUGUGGAGAUGCAGAGAGAAGGGUUACACAGCCAGAAAUCCACAAACAGCAACAAAAACAACAACAACAACAACAAUAACAGCAGCGGAGAGAGACGACAACACACAGACAAGCACAUCUACAGCUACGCUGACCUCCACACUCCCUGCAGGUGUCUUCAGCAAGGGAAGCCCUGUCCUCAGAGCAUCCAUCCUUCCCAGUUCUCUCUGAUACUCGCUCCACCCACCGACUACCUUAUAAACACACACAUGGGCCCCGUGGACACACGCCAUGCGUUCCCUCUCCCUUGUGACAGUGCGGGGGACAGACACUUCUGCAGGACGCUUCAAGAUCCUCUCUGGAAUGCACAGCACCUGUUUAGUCCACAUCGACCACCUCUCCAGAUGAUGUCCAUAUGAGGAUGUGCAUAUAGUGCUGAAGACUGUGGAGGAUUUUGUGUAAUAAUGAUGCAAACUGGGACUAGUCAUGAGACAAGACCUCAACUGACAGCUGGAUCUUUCUUCAAGUGUUCUUUUGUUAUGUUUUUGGAUAACUGCGUGUGAUUCAAACGGUUGGCCACAACAUCAGUAUUUAGCUUAAUAAAACUGUAUAGUAAACUAAUAUAAUUAUAAAAUGACACCAUGACCUGCAACAUUACUGGAUGUUGAAAUAGACCUGAUUCCUGUGACAUUAUGAAUGUAGACUCCACAGGGCUCAUAUGAGUUAAUAAUCCAAAGGCACUCCUGACAGAUUCACUGUCUUGAAGGAUGCUAAUGCUCAACAUACUGUCCUGACACUGUCCAGAAGAAGACUUUAUGAAUGUGCCACAAUGAUUUUCUGUUAAUAUAAAAACUGUUUAUUUAAAAUAUUCCAAAUAAUCAACCAACACAGAAUUCUCUCAUUUACUCGUUCGUUAUAGAUGCUUUAUGGAUGCACACUUGAAAUAAUCAUUAUAUUCUUAUGGAAAUAACGUCUCAACUGUGUAAAAACCAUAGCAAGCUUCAAAAUGUGUACAUUUCAGCUCAUUAUUCCAUUGGGAGUGUGAUGUGAUGAUAAUGGACGGUAAUAAUCACCAUACUGAUGAACCAUGUACUUGAAACAAUAUGACAUGUCCAGAUGGUCACACCAUGAUCAUUUUUUGUUUGUUUGUUUUUUGUUUUUUUCAAGUGUUGGUGCCUCUGUAUAUAAUGUGUGAAUAAAAACGGAAUACCAUGCUAACAUGA